Molecule: messenger RNA, 5668 nt
Organism: Dunckerocampus dactyliophorus (ringed pipefish)
Lineage: Eukaryota; Metazoa; Chordata; Actinopteri; Syngnathiformes; Syngnathidae
Gene: cdc42ep5
Product: CDC42 effector protein (Rho GTPase binding) 5
Exons: 2
Coding region: 1432-2268 (278 amino acids)
Source: RefSeq, a predicted model, not a curated record
UUUUUAUUGGCGCAUUUAGCAUAAAGUUGAUGUUUGUUAAGGAAACAUUUUUAACAUGACAUCCAUCCGAGUCAUUGGAUUCCCAAUCCAUCUUUGAUGGGGGGGGGGGAUAGAAGAAGCACGCUCAGGAUGAUAUAAUAUGCAAUCCGCGUCAAUUCACUGCAAUAAAGUCGUUAAAAAUCUGAUGAAAAGAUAGAAAAACAAACAAAGCAAGCUAGGGGAGAUAAGAAAAAUAAGAAAAUAGAAUGAGAAGAAGUAAAUACAUUCCAAAUUAGGUUGCGGCAGUUAAAGUAUAGAAAUAAAGUCAACAUACGACAAGAGUCAAGUCACAAUUACAAGAAAAAAUGUAGACGCAGAAGUGAAAAAAGAAGAAAGAAAAAGUAUAUUAUUAUUUGGAAAGUCAUGGUAUGAGAAACAAACAAAAUCAAAUAAAGUUUUUCAUUUUUGGAAAACGAGGUUGGGGAAAAGUUCUAAUAUGAUGGCAAUGGAAUAUAAUGGGAAUAAAGUCAGAAUAUAAGAAAAUUCCCGAAGAUUUGAUUUUUUAAACACCAAAAGUAGUGCCUUAAAUAUGCUAAUUGUUAUCCUCACUAGGGUUGCAGGUAUGCUGGAGCCUAUCCCAGCUGAUCUGCCCCCCACCCUGGACUGGUGGCCAGCCAAUGGCAGGGCACAUAUAGACAAACAACCAUUCACUCUCACAUUCAUACCUAUGGACAAUUUAGAGUCUCCAAUGAAGCUAACAUGCAUGUUUUUGGAAUGUGGGAGGAACUAAAGUGCUACUAUGCUCAUGUUAGCUGGCAGCAUCUAGCAUGGUAUAGCUAAGUGUCUGCGCAUGUUAAAAUGUUAAAAAAAUGCUUGUAUGCUAAUGUUAGCAUGCUAGCACUAACAAGCCAACACCGAACAUGAACAGAAGUGUUUCUAUAAGUUUCUACUCAUGAAAACGGCUAAAAGGUUACUAUGCUAACAUUAGUAUGCAAAACCUUGUAUGAUAGUGUCUGUCGAUGUUGCUCAUGAAAAUGGCUAAAAUACUACUAUGCUCAUGUUAGCAUGCUGGCAAUGCUAACACUUUAUAUAAGUUUCUACUCAUGAAAAUGGCUAAAAUGUUACUAUGCUAAUGUUAGCAAUGCUAACAUUGGCAUGCAAAACCGAGUAUGCUAGCGCUAAGCGUCUGCCAAUGUUAAUACUAGUGAAAAUGGCUAAAAGUGCUACUACGCUAAUGUUAGCAAUGCUAACAUGUAUUUUAUGGAAAUGAUUUGUCUUACAUGCCGGCCUUUAAAUAGUAAGAAGAUGCAAAAUGAACGUUUUUAAGUGGAAAUGUUUUCAAAUGCAAAAUAUCUUUACAGCAGUUUUUGGGAUGCGGACAUUUUGGCAUGCGCGUGAAAAGUGCGAGUUUUUUUCAGGUUUAAAUCCCAUCUGACUGCCAUUUCUCUUGUGAUGUUUUUAGUAGUCAUGCCGCUUCACAAAUCCGCCCGGGCCUCUCGCUUGGACCCCACCAUGAUCUCAGCCCCCCUGGGUGACUUCCGUCACACGAUGCACAUCGGCAGAGGCGGCGACGCCUUUGGGGACACCUCCUUCCUGUCCACUCUGGGUCCCAGCCCGCCCGGGUCCAACGCGGGGAGCCCGGGGUCAUCGUCGGUGGAAUACCCGGCGCCGGUAAACCACAAUGAUCUAUAUCAAGAACCCCCACAAAACCACGAGCUGGAGCACUCUGAGUCGGUGUCGUCGUUCACCUUGGACUUGGAUCUAGAUCUGGGUCCUUCCAUGCUGGGGGACGUGCUAGGCGUGAUGGACGGAUUGGGACUAGAGUCCAAUGUAGAAGACGCGUUCGGGCCUGAAGGUGGCGUACCCCCUGUGGACACAAAGCAAGGGAAGAUGCUGAAUGGAAAGAACUCGGCCGGGCUGGACGAGAACCAGAUUGCCGACGGCAGAAUCCCAGAUGGGCCCAAGCCCAAGGGGCUGCGACCCAAGGUGAGAUUCAGCGACAAGCGGGAGGAGAUCAUCCGCCAGGCUUCCGAGGAGGAAGAGGGGCAAGGGUUCGACUUCCAAGAGGAGGACCUGACGGAAAGUCCAACGAGAGGGGAGUCCGCCGCCGCCCAUAAGGAUCUGCCCCCCAGCCCGGCUUCGUCCCAUAGCUCCGACUUUGAUGGUGUGAGCGAGCUGGACAGGAGGAGGGUGGGCAGCAGCCACUCAGAGACUGACUCGGAGGAUGAGGAGGAAGUAGGGCGGGGCUACACGUUUGAAGACGAGUUUGACGACGAGAUAGGCCUAUGAGGUUGGGGGUGCGGAUGUUUUCAGUCACAUGACUGGAUCCAAACUUGCUGUAAAGCAUAAAGACUCUGUUGCUCUGCUGGGGGGGGACACGCUGUUUUCUCGACAAGGGUGACAGAUAUGCCGCUGUUUGGGGGUGUCACAAGAUUUCUCGUUCAGAAAAAAAAACAACCUCGUGGGCACUCGGCCUGGGACCAUAAAAGUCAUUCAUUAGUCACACUAAAUGAAAAUGAAAUGGAUCAUUUUGCCAGCCUCAAUAUAUUGCCACAAAAAUGCCACUACUCUAAUGUAGCUAACAUGCUAACACCUAACAUGAUAGCACUGUUUAUAUUUUAGAUUUGUUUCUACUCAUGAAAACGGCUAUAAUGUUUCUAUGUAAUGUUAGCAUGCCAAACCUAGCAUAAAAGUGUCUGCCAAUGUUUUAAUGAAAAUGGCUAAAACAAAAUGCUAUGCUAACAUGCUAACGGGAGCGUGCUAACACUUUAUAUGGUAGCACUCAAGUGUUUCAAUAAGUUUGUACUGUAAAAACAUCUAAAAAAGGCGACUGCAUAGCAUGCUGACACGUAGCAUGACAGCGCUAUGUGCUGGGAAUGCUAAAUGUCCUGAUUGACUUGUGCAUUUUGACUUUGGACUGGUUUAAAAUGUUAAUUGUUAGGCUAAAUUGUUAAAAUAACUGUUUUUAGAGAGGGGUUUUUUUGCGUAAAGCGAAAACGUUAACGAUGUGAAAAAUAAGUAGCGUGAAUGUCCUGAACGUGUGCUGCUGCCAAUCGUUGAUCCACCUCAAGCUAGAAAAAUACUACUAAGCAAAUACUUAUUAAAAUAUAUUUUAUGGAAAUCAUUUUUCUUACAUGCUGGCCUUUAAAUAGUCAGAAAAUGCUACAUGAAUGAUUUAAAGCCAAUAUAUUGCCAUCUGUGUCUGUCUUCCUCAUCUCCCGCCUCCAAACAAGGCAGAAUGAAAGUUCACUCUGUGCAUCGCUUUCAGCACCUUGGUGGGUUUGUGCCAUAGACCAACGGCAUGAACGGAGUGAGCCCUUUUGUCAGUCAUGCGGUCUCUAGUAUAAAUUAAAUUAGUUAAAAAAAUCUCAUCCCCUCUGGGAGACCUAAUCUCGAGUGUCUGGUGACACCCCUACCACUGUACCUCUCGCAGUGGAACCCGCUUAUGUUGACAGCCUUUCUUCCUCCGUUUAUGGUGGGUUGUUUGGUUGAAUUUACUUCUAAAAGCCCCGGGCCGCACUUUGGGCACCCCUGGUGUAAAAUAUAUGAAAGCAUUAGAAGCGAAAUUAAAAACAUGCACGUCAACAACCACCCUUUAUUGUGCACCCACUCUCCCCGAGGAAACGUGCAAGCGGCGACCAGUUUCGGCUCCGAUGAUGCCGACAAGCGCUUACGUCAGGCAACCGGUCCGAGGGUGCGUGGACAUAAACAGGUUCCACUGUAGUUCAUUCAGAAGGAGCGUAUUUUUGGAGGGCUGUAUCAUUUUGUAUCAUUUUGCCAUGCAAUGUUUUUAAGUGCCUUAUGUAGAUGAACUCUUAUUGUAACGUGUGCUGUCCAAAUGUUUUACGUUCUCAUAUUGCAUGUUUACAUCUCCAUCGUGUCACAUUCCAUGUCUUGACAAUGUGAGCUUCUCUGGAUCAGAUCCACUUUGUAUUAUUAUUAUUGUUAUUGUUAUUAUUGUUUUGCAUGUUUUUCAUACACUACCAAAGCUUUUUUUUGGGCCCAUUUUUGGCUGGGAAAAAUAAUACAAAUGCUGAGACAAUCAAAUAUCAUCGUUAAUUCAAUGUUGAACUUGCUGGGUUGAAUGCAGUUACUGUCCUGCCGUUUUUCAGUGAAACAUUAAAAAGAAAGCUAUUUGGGAUAUUUCAAGCUUUGUUUUCAUUUGCCAGAAAACAGUAACGAUACUCCGAGGCGAGUACUACUACACCGAUAUCGUCCUGAACACGUUGAAUCCCGACAGCGCCGUGGAGAUCAAGACGCCGGGGAUCUGCGGGUGCCAGUGGAUCUCCUUGAUCUCCGACUGGCCCUGGUGCAGGAAGAGCAGCUGGGGGGGAAGGUCCUUCACGCCCUCCGCCUUGACGCCCGCGUCGCACGACUCCACAGACAGAUCCCACAGGCUGACCACGUCGUCCGCCCCCGACGCGGCGAACACACUCGAGUCCGCCGGGUUCCACUCCACCGAGGUGAUGGGGGCGCUGUGCUGUUUGAAGUUGGCCACGGGCCGACCCGUCUGCUCGGAAAAAGUAUAAGAUCAGCGUACAGCCGAUGACCUGUGAUCAGGUCCCACACUUUGAGAAACCCGUCAUCGCCACCUGACAGGAGGAAUGGUUCGGUUCUGUUCCAGCUUAUGACGUUGAUGUCUGACUCGUGCGCUUGGUUGGCUGACAGCAUGGAGUUGGGCGGGGCCCGGAUAUCCCAAACACGGAUGGACUGAUCGACUGAGCACGAUGCAAAAACCUGAAACAAACGGCACCGAGGCCUGGAGUUACAUUGGGGAUUGCAUGGUAGCGCUUGUACCAUGUUUGGGAAAAAGUACCGUAGCUUCAGUGGGCGACCACUGCAGGUCCUCCACGGACUUGCUGUGAGAGCUGAAAGGCCGCUGGUCUAUGCGCCAUGAGGCUCCGCCCUCCUGCGGCUCCCAAACGUGGAUGUUCUUCUUGCAGUCGCCGCUGACAAGACGGCCUGUGAGUACGAGCAUAACACACUUCCACUAAGUCUGGCGCCAAGUCCAAGUGGAUUCUCGUUGGUUAACUGCCACCAAAUGCAGAUUUUGGGUCAAAUGUGCAUUGACAUUACAGCUUCUGUCCCUCAAUAUGCACUUUGACAUGAGAUGAAAUCUUGCAUGCAAGAGUUUCUAUGUUCUGAAUGACCACCAAAUGCUCCAUCUGGAUCAGAUCUCCACUUAACUUGGGUUGACAUUACAACUUCAAUCCCCAAAAACACACGAGAAAUUUUGUUCAAGCAUUUGAACGUUAUAUUCCAGUUAAGGGCUCAAUCUGGAUCAGAUCUGGAUUAAACCUGAUUUGACAUUCCAACUUUAAACCUUACAUACCAUGGUUUCCAUCUUCUGUAUUACCAGCAAAUGCUCAAUCUGGAUCAGAUUUAGAUUAAACUUGGUUUGACAUUACGUCAGUCCCCGAAUACACAGCAGAAAGUUUGUUCAAGCAAUUGAAUGUUGAAUUCCAGUCACAGGCUCAAUCUGGAUUAAACUUGGUUUGACAUUACAGCCUCUGUCCUUAAAUACACAUCAGAAAUGUUCAAGCAUUUGAACAUUCAAUUCCAGUCAUAGGCUCAAUCUGGUUCCAAUCUGGAGUCAACCUGGUUUGACGUUACAAUUUUACAACUUGCAUACACACAGCUGAUUCUGUUCAGGACUUUGAACAAGCUCACUGGAUUUUUCUUAGUAAAA